AUGGCCGGUAAAGGAGAUGAUUUCGGACCUCGCCUGCGUUUGCAGAACACUGGUCUAGAUAUUGCACCAUACGUCUUGGAUAGCCAGGCCCUCAGACGCUCCCAGGAACAGUACUCCUUCAAGCCUUCCGAAUGUGUCAUCACAGAUUUCUACCCUCGUCAAGGUACGGGGGGCUCGAUGAUUGUUCUUGUUGGCAAUGGAUUCGCUUCGAACCGGGAGGACAACGAAGUUACCAUUGCUGGUGCCAGGGCUCUCGUUGUCGAAGCCCAACCAAACCGGAUGGUGGUCAUCAGUAACAAUCAUGCCAAAUCCGGUGCCAUUCACGUUGUGAACACGUCUAGCGAGGGGAAAGCGACCAGUAGAGGUAUCUUCAAGGUCAUUGAACCACAUCUCAUCAAAGAAGAGGCUGAUGGACCACCUAUCAGCCUUGCUGGCCGAAUUCUUGGAGGGCCUGGUCCGCCUACAUCCUUUCCGAUUGUGCGCAAAGUGCUUGUAGUCUUAUGCCAGCCAAGCGACAAGACGGCGCCCGCCAACUUUGCUUCCAAUACCACGGCCAAAUGCACCACUGUUUCGACGUACUACAGCCAAAUCAGCUAUAAUAAGCUCGACGUUCAGUUCACUUUUGUCGCUUUGUUUUCGCUUUCGCAGCCGUCAACCCAUUACUUCAAAGGUGCCGCUGGUGGGAAGGGAUAUCCGAACAUUGACGAGUUGGUCCUCUCGGAGCUUUGGAAGGAAUGCGCUGAUCAUGCGCGUGACCUCGCGACGCCAAUCGAACCGAAUGACUUUGUGACAAUGUGCACGUGUAUCUACCUUCCUUCACCUCCAGGAGAGGACCGUAUCAGGGGGUGGCAACACGACACUGAUAAACACCCGACCGUUGGUAUGGACUCGGGAAAAGGGCUUAUUGCUGUUGCCCAUAAUUCCACAUGGGAUCGAAUUGCUCACGAAAUUGGUCACUCACUUGUCGAAGGUGGAAACGGUGUUGGCACCACAGGCUACGAAGAAGACAUCUACGUUGGGGAUGGUGUCGAGGAUUGGGAGGCCAGUGCGCAGAACUUUGACCUUAUGGGCAACCACACUCUUCACCCCAUGUUUUCUGGGUACUUCAUGGACCAGCAGCAAUUUUACAAGCCUGAGAAUAUCCUGUCUCACCCCGAUAUUCCCGACUAUACCGAUACAAGCGGUGGCGGUGUCUUUCGAAAGGAUGUCGAGCUGGUGGCACACGGAGACGAGGAGAUCGAUCACGCAGCUUCCGACCGCUAUCACUUGAUCAAAAUCAAGGUCUUUGCCGAUCUAUACUACUUUGUCGAGGUCAGGCAGACUCCCGAUUUACCUUCUAUUCUCUACGAUACAGGUUUAUCCACGUUCGGUGGCCCGGAUGCAGGUGUCCUGGUUACGAAAGUCACCACCGGUCCAGCACCGGGUACUGCUCCUUCGGCCAACAAUUUUCGCGUUCGCUUCAUCACCCUUCUCCAAGACAACGCCGUCCUGCUUACGACAGGGCAAACAGCCGAAGAUCCCCUGCGCAACAUCCGCAUCCAAGUACUCGACGACAACGUCGAGGAUAGGCCACGAGUGUGCCGUGUGAGAGUGGAAUGGCGCCAACCGUCAGGGGAGAACCGCGACGGCCUCUACGACCUCCGCAUCACCGACUGGGAUCACGGUCCCAAUUGGGAGACCCCGGACAUCUGGAUCGACCGCGACCCCUUCGGCACAUACGACUAUACAAACCCAACCACCGGCCUCCCUAUCCUUAGCGGCGACAGACCCGCCGUGGGAGAGGUCAACCGGUUCUGGGCGCGCAUCCAGAACUAUGGGUUCCUUCCCGCGAACAACGUCAAGGUGACGUGGUACUCAAUCACGCCGCCGGGCGUCGGAGACAACGGCACCUGGACGCCACUAUCCUCGCAAACCUUCCUCACGAUUCCUCCGAACACCGUAGAUUGGAUGUGGUGGAAACCGUGGCGCCCCUCCGUUGCGCAGCACACGUGUAUGAAAGUCGUCAUCUCCCACAAAGCCGACGAGUACUCUGCCAGCAACAACGCGGCGCAGGAGAACAUCUUCAACUUCGACACGAGUCCCGGUGGCAGCGGGUCCUCCCUCGUCGCCGACCCCGUCGAAUUCCCGAUCGCCGUCCGCAACCCGUUCCAAGAACGCACGCGCAUCUUCCUCGGCGUCUCUGGCGUCCCCGAGGGAUUCCACGCCUAUUUCCCCAAGAGCCAUGUCUGGCUCGAGGGCCUGGGCGAAGAAACCCUCGAUCUUCUCGUUAUCCCCACCGCGCCGCUCAGCCAUUUGAAAGUCCCGUACGCCGACGUCCGCGUCGAAGGCUACGCGACGAGGCACUACACUAAACCGCUUUGCGAUGGCGAGUACCCUACCUCCUCGUCCUUGAAGAUUGGGGGCAUUAGACUGUCGGUCACGGUCAAGGAAUCAAGUGAGAUCAAAUUGGAUGAGCGCUUCGAGAGGACGGAGCCUGGUGAUGGGAAAUUCCAGGUCUUUGGGACUGUUACACCGAGUGUCUCCGGGCAGAGGGUCCGUGUCAAGGCGCUGAGGGACGGGUCACAGAAAGUGAGUGAGGUAUUCACCAGGAAGCAAGGUCGGUUCAAUGCGGCUUUUGAUCUGUCGGCGGAGAAAGGAGGCGGUGGCGGUAAGGUGAUCGUCUCGCUUCAGGCGGAGAUUUUCAAUGCGGACAGACUCGCGCCAGCACAAUCUAAUGUUGUGUGGUUUGAGUUGUAA
Molecule: messenger RNA, 2736 nt
Organism: Exophiala bonariae
Lineage: Eukaryota; Fungi; Ascomycota; Eurotiomycetes; Chaetothyriales; Herpotrichiellaceae
Exons: 1
Coding region: 1-2736 (911 amino acids)
Source: RefSeq, a predicted model, not a curated record